Molecule: messenger RNA, 1817 nt
Organism: Ricinus communis (castor bean)
Lineage: Eukaryota; Viridiplantae; Streptophyta; Magnoliopsida; Malpighiales; Euphorbiaceae
Product: pentatricopeptide repeat-containing protein At1g62910
Exons: 1
Coding region: 29-1723 (564 amino acids)
Molecular function (GO): protein binding
Source: RefSeq, a predicted model, not a curated record
CUCUUUUUGGAUAGGAUUAAGAAAUUGUAUGUUUUCUAAAGAAAAAAGAAAAAGAAAAAGAAAUCUUAUAUGCCUUUAUCUUUUACUCAAAACCAUAUCUCCGUUUCUGUCUCUCGCUGGGGUACUGAUGCUUUCACCAUAUUCUCAACCUCCUCAAAUUCUUCUUCAAUCUUCUUCACUUGGCAACACUUCUGUAUUCAGCAAAUCUUACAAUGGAAACUGCAGCAAAUCCCCAGGUAGCAACCUUGUUUUCUUUCCAAAAUUAUCAUUAUCUACAAUGAUCCCUGCUGACAAAAAGAAAGUAUCUUUCUCAUACCCAAAAGACAUAUCCCAUUUGAUUCACAAGCAAGGAAUCGGCCUAGUUGAGAAACAUAAUGGCCUAAGAAUUAAAGAACAAAAGCAAGAAAGCGUGAAAUUUGAUGCGAAAGCUAGUAGAUUGCAGGUAGAGAAAUUAUUGGAUGCAAUUAGAGCAUUACCCUUCAAAGGGAGAACUGAAAUUCUCGACGUUUUCGGAAAAGAUGGCGAAAUUCCAAGUAUAUCGGACUUCAAUGAUCUUCUCAUGGCUUUAGUCAUAGCCAAUGAGCUUGACCUCGCGUUGAAUAUGUAUUCUGAUGUAUCCACUCUUGGUUUAGUCCCAGAUUCUUGGACAUUUUCAAUCGUCAUCAGGUGUCAUUGCAAGAGAAAUGAUGCUGAUGAGGCUAAAAGGGUUUUAGACCGCAUGUUAGAAAAUGGGUUAAACCCUAAUGUGGUAACAUUCACCACUUUGAUCAAUUCAUUUUGCAAAAAGGGUAAAUUACAGAAAGCUUAUGAAGUUAUUGACGUGAUGAAUACAAUUGGAUGCCAACCAAAUGUUCAAACAUACAAUUGCUUGUUGAAAGGAUUGUGUUAUAUAGGGAAGGUAGAGGAAGCAUAUGAAAUAUUGGAAGAUAUAAAGAAAUCAUCUAUAGAACCAGAUAUUUAUACAUACACAGCUAUGAUGGAUGGUUUUUGCAAAGUGGGUAGAUCAGAGGAGGCAAUGCAGUUGCUAAAUGAAGCCAUAGAGAUGGGUUUGACACCAAAUGUUGUUACUUUUAAUACUCUGAUUGAUGGGUAUAGCAAAGAAGGGAGGCCACUGCAGGGAGUUGGCGUGUUAAAGAAAAUGAAACAGAGAAAUUGUAUGCCUGAUAUUAUCAGCUAUAGCACAUUGCUACAUGGUUUGUUGGUAUGGAGAAAGAUCAAAACAGCGCUUCGAAUUUAUGAGGAAAUGGUGAGAAAUGGUUUUGAGGUUGACGAGAAGUUAAUGAACAGUUUGUUGAGAGGUUUGUGUAGGAAAUUCUUGAAGGAUAACGAACUAUUAAAUGAUGCAUAUCAAGUGUUUGAGAAAAUGAAGGAAAGAACAGUUGUUAUCCACCAUAGCACAUACAGUCUAGUGAUCCAGGCUUUUUCAACGGGAAAGAAGGUUGAUGAUGCUUUGUCCAAUAUACACCGGAUGAUCAAAGAUGGAUAUGUUCCGAGAAUUAUCACCAUAAACACUGUUAUUCGGGCAUUUUGCAAAGAGGGAAGAGUUGACAAAGCACUCUCAAUCUUAGUUCUCAUGUUUGAAACACGUAAAUUCCCAAGUAUAACAUCUUAUGAUAUCAUGAUUCGUGAACUGAAUAGACAGGGAAUGUGUAGGGUUGCUUCUAAUGUCUAUGGUGCAGCACUGGUCCGAGGUGUGGUUCCCAACCAGAAGCCCCAACAAUAAGAAAAUGUUGAACAUCAAUUAUAUGUAUUUAUCCAAUUGCUUGAUAGGUUAAUGUUGUUAACUUCAUCCAGAAUUGACUGAUGAUAUUACUUUC